AUGGAAUCAGAAUAUUCAAUUAAAGGAAUCGACAUUGGCAAUGAAUGUUCGGCAUUCGUAGAAGUCCUUGUUGGUGGUCCAUUAUGUGCGCGGGAAAAUUUCAAGGAAAUUCUAAUAACAUGCUCCUUCAUGACACCAGCUGAAAGCCGAACCAGCUCCAUGCCAAACAGAGUGCGUUGCUUUAAUCGUGAGGCUCUAGUUGAAGAAAUAGCCUCACAGAAAUGGAAACUACUCAAAAUAAACUGCAGUCAGCCAUUCAAUAGGGACAUCAAGUUUGGACUUUCUUUUAUCAAAAUUCAUGUUGAUGAACCUGCAAAGGCUAAAAACAAUAUUGAGUCCAAUAAUGGAACUAGUAAACCUACAAACAAGAGCUUAUUUGGAAGUUUUAGUUUGCGAGAAGAUUCCCCGGACUCUGAGACAGAAAGUACAACGGCAUUGUUUAAUCGUUGGAAAGUUUCAAAAAAUAAAGAACCCAGCGCUAUUUCUUCUGUUCCACGAAUUCCUAGCCCUGCAGUACUUAAAAAACCAAAUGACAGUCUAAUAGCGAAGAAAACCGCCCCAAAAGCUGCAACUCCAUCGUCUAAAAAACAUGAUUCGGAAGAACGCCCGACCGUUAUUGAUCGAAACAGAAACUCCCUACUCUUUGGCGAUGAUGAUGAUGAAGAAUCAGUGCAUGAUAAACGCAAGAAAAAGUUAGAAAAACUCGAAAAAGUAAUUGCUGCCGAUCAGGAGCGUGUAACAAAAGAAACUGAGAAAAACAAAAAAUCUAAAAAGCCAGAGAGUACUCGGAAUGAAUCAAAACCAGAACAAACACCGAAAAAAGACAAACCACUUAAUUUGUCACAUUCCGAAAAAGAAAAGCCAAGUAAGACCCCCAAGAGUAACAAGAAAGCAGAUACACCAUCAACUUCUGGACAAAGACGACCAUCAUCUUCGCCGUGUGUUAGUGACAAACCUAAGAAGCCGAAAUUAGACAAUGUACAGUAUAAACCAUUUAAUCAGUUACUUAAUGGUGUUGUGUUGGUUAUAAGUGGAAUUCAGAAUCCUGAUCGUGCUGAUUUGAGAAAUAAGGCAUUAGCUCUCGGAGCUAAGUACAAAGGCGACUGGGAUAAUAGUUCCACUCAUUUGAUUUGUGCCUUUAAAAACACACCAAAAUAUAAUCAAGUUAAAGGAAAGGGAAAAAUAGUUACCCGAAGUUGGAUAGAAGAUUGUUAUAGUAAAAAGAGAAAAAUACCAUGGAGACGUUAUGCUUUAGACACUGCGGAACUAACAAAACCUGAAAGUGAAGAUGAAUUCUUAGAUGAAUCCUUAAAGCCUAAUGAAGAGAGUGAGCCAAUAACCAAUCGAAAAGACUCAGAAGAUAGUGACGUUGUAAUGACAAAAUAUGAUGAAACAAAUCAUUCGCAGUUUAUAUCAUCGGGAAGUGAUACGGAAGAUGAAAUUCAGAGAGUUUUGGCCAAAAAAUCGCCGCCGAAAAAAUCUCCACAGAAAAAAAUCGCACAAACAAUAGAUGUUUUUGAAGUGUUCACUGAAGAAGAGGAUUAUGUAUCAAAGAAAAAACUCGGCUCAACGGACAAAACAACGUUUUUUAAAAACUUGAAAUUUUUCGUUAGCGACGAAUUGAGUGCGACACAAAAAAUUAAAGUCGAACGUUACAUUGAAGCAUUUAACGGUGUAUUGAUUACAUCGAUUGAUGAAGCUAAUUAUUUAAUUGCUGAAAAUCGUAUUGCAGAUGUUGGAGAGUUUAAAGGUGAAACAGUGACGCCUCUUUGGAUAUUGGAAUGUAACGAUGCAGAAUGUCUUAUACCAACAAAACGUUAUUUAGUGAAGUAA
Episyrphus balteatus (marmalade hoverfly) is the source of this 1833-nucleotide messenger RNA. RefSeq names its product DNA repair protein XRCC1 (gene XRCC1). The transcript is spliced from 5 exons. Gene Ontology annotation, biological process: double-strand break repair via nonhomologous end joining; base-excision repair; single strand break repair. The coding region runs from base 1 to 1833 and encodes 610 amino acids. Lineage: Eukaryota; Metazoa; Arthropoda; Insecta; Diptera; Syrphidae. Gene Ontology annotation, molecular function: damaged DNA binding. The record is from RefSeq and is a predicted model, not a curated record. Gene Ontology annotation, cellular component: nucleus.